This is a messenger RNA of Anopheles merus, 946 nucleotides long. RefSeq lists its product as uncharacterized. Gene Ontology annotation, biological process: negative regulation of smoothened signaling pathway. The coding region runs from base 139 to 642 and encodes 167 amino acids. NCBI's taxonomy places the organism in Eukaryota, Metazoa, Arthropoda, Insecta, Diptera, Culicidae. The transcript is spliced from 3 exons. Gene Ontology annotation, cellular component: ciliary membrane; Golgi apparatus. The record is from RefSeq and is a predicted model, not a curated record.
AAACAUAAACAUUCUAAUCUUGCAAGCAGUAACCUUUAUUCCGCAAGCACAGGAAGAGGAGGGCAAACUAUGUUUCUCUGAGUAGAGUUACCAGUAUUGCAAUAAACAGGACGUUUUUUUGUGAAAUACACCCCUAAAAUGGACAAGCUAACUACAAUCAGCGCCGGGCUGUUUAUGGCGGCGGAUGUGUGUGCGAUCGUUAGUUUGGCCAUGCCCGAUUGGAUUGUGACCAGUGUUGGAGGUGAAACGCGGCUGGGAUUGAUGUGGACGUGCAUGACACUGUACAACCGGCCGCAGGUUUGCUUCACACCGGAGCUGCAGCCGGAGUGGCUGAUCGCGUUGAUAUGCAUUUUCGUGGGUUGCAUCUGCAUUACCACCACCAUCAUACUGCUGGCGUCCAGCAACUGGGACCGUAAUGUGAUCCCUUAUGCCCGGUGGGUCGGCUUUACUGCAAUGGUGCUGUUCUGUCUUGCGGCAGUCAUAUUUCCGCUCGGAUUCCAUGUGGACGAGAUCGGUGGCCAACCGUACCAUCUGCCCCAUUCGCACCAGGUCGGCAUAUCGUACAUCAUGUUCGUGCUGGCCCUGUGGAUCACGGUCAUAUCGGAGCUGUUUGCGGAGAAGGUGUGCCUGCCGCAGUUUUAAAGGCCCCAUUCGCCCCGGAGCAGCUCCGGCGCACAUAUCGAUGUAUCUCAACUUUUAUGCUGUAUUAAUAUGUCACCCCCUCCCUCCACAUUUACGCCCCAGUGCUGUAACGUUUCUGAACAAUUGAUGGUACUUCUUGCUUUCCUAGUGAUGGAAUUGAACAAACUAAAAAAACCAAAAGAUACAAAUUGUACUUUGCUGUAGCGAUUAAGGAUAGGUAUUGGAUUAAGAAAUUAGUUAAUAAUUUCCAUUAUUUUAUAUUGGUGAGAAAUAAAUUUGCUGUGCAAUAUUUGUUUUUCCACAU